GAACAUGUGGCUGAGCACCCAUGCAUAUGUUCUUCUGGUAGGCCCAGGGCCAGCAAUAGCAUCCCUAGCAACUGGCAACAUGGAUGUGAUCUAAUUAUGAUCUACAUGUAUCCACCGUUAAGGCUUCCAUUCUUUACGAUCAUGGUCCCCUCAACCUGUCAACUUUGUCAUGAACAACUCAACUUUCGUUGUCCCACCGGCACUUACCACGCGGCGAACCCCAUCUCGAGCUCUACCAAGGCCCAGCCGACAAGACUCGCUGCAGCUAAUGCAAUAUCGUCAACCGCAUGUUAUUUGCAUGCGGUCUUCUAGCGAACAGCAAAGAUAAACACAGCAUGUCUCUCGGGUCCCUCACAACGGCAUUUGACCCAGCCGCAACUGGAUGCCUCGACCCGGAUAUCUUCUGGAUGGAGAGCCGUGGCGCAGAGGAAGCUCUCAAGCUGUCCAUGCAGCAAGGUGUGCCAUAUACCCAAAGACCAGCUUGUUACCCGAGGGACUAUAUUCCGGUCUCAACAUCGUAUUACUCCCCCGGCGUAUGUCCGUCCAACUAUACGGUCGCCUGCUCCUCGACUCUCAUGGAGGCGAACACUCCGGUGACAGCUUAUGUCUGUUGUCCAGCUGUAUAUUGGCAGUGGUCAUGUCCUCCGGAUGACCCGACGAGUAUUCUGCGCAGGUCGCCCUGGCUGACGACUCUGGGCUGCUGGUCCAGCCUGUCCGAGACGACCGUCAGGGUCAUGACCGAAGCCAAAAUUGGGUCAAAUGAAGUGAUAACAACCACCAUGAGCAGCGGACUGUUGGGGGCCCAUGCCAUUAACGUCAGGUUUAGAGAAGGUGAUUUUUUGAUGUCGAGAGAUCUUCCCGUGCCGAUGCAAGCUGAUCCUACCGAGAGAGCAAGCGGAACAUCCCGCCCUCCCUCGGCGGCUACACACACAAGUGACACAACCACGACAACCUGCCGUUCCGCAGAGGAAAUUACCCCCAGCAUGGCAGCGGGUAUUGCAGUGGGGUCCAUCGCAGGCGCCCUCCUGCUCAUUCUGCUUGGCUGGGUGCUGGUCCGGAUCCUGAAGCACCGAGACAAUGCAAAAGAGGCUCGAGAGAGGGCAAACAGCGCAGCAGCAGCAGCAGCAGACGCUGUCGAGAGGGCCAAGGUCAAACCUGAACUCAGGGGGACGGAGCCCCACCAUAUACGAGUGGCGGAACUGGGGCCUUCGGAGCGUCGCAUGUCGUGGGAGAAUACGUGGGAGCAUAUUACCGUGUCGCCUUCGUCGCCUUUUACGAUCGAAGCAUGUCACACGCCGACGACGGGGUGGACUCCGACUGUAGAUAUGAAGAGAGGAUGAGGUGGCACGUGUGUUGUUGCUCGCACGAUGUUCCCGGCUGCCACUUGGUAUUAUUAGUUGAGGAUGGUAUUGGUUGAGUAUGCCUCGUCGCCAAGGUGUAAGUCAGUUCUCUCCAUGUUCGCACGGAGUGGCCGGAACAACGGGAAGAGAGGCGACAUUUGUCUUGGUUGAGGGGUGUGAGCCAAGCUGAGGGGUUCACCCUUUAUAGGACACAAUGGGCGCAAAGAGUAUUGAAGUCUGUCCCAAUAUAGGACCAAUAUAGGACCAACCUUGGGCCGCAUCAAGCCCUUAACUGGGAGGUUGAGAGCCUGAGACUGGUUCCGGGAAAUCCAUCGAAUAUAUUUGAUCAUAUAUGAUGAAGAAUCUUGUCACAAGAUAUGAUUUUUUCUCUUUAUACCCG
Sodiomyces alkalinus F11 is the source of this 1740-nucleotide messenger RNA. RefSeq lists its product as hypothetical. Lineage: Eukaryota; Fungi; Ascomycota; Sordariomycetes; Glomerellales; Plectosphaerellaceae. The record is from RefSeq and is a predicted model, not a curated record. The transcript has 3 exons. The coding region runs from base 288 to 1340 and encodes 350 amino acids.